Molecule: messenger RNA, 5749 nt
Organism: Acanthoscelides obtectus
Lineage: Eukaryota; Metazoa; Arthropoda; Insecta; Coleoptera; Chrysomelidae
Source: the annotation of a GenBank genome assembly
UGUUACGAAAAAUAAUACAUCGGGUCCAAGGACGGCAACGUCGGAAGACUAGAUAAUAUAUACACAAACUUGUAUGGUACGAAAAAAAGCAUGUAAACACUAAACGGACAGAAUAAAUCGAGCGUUGUUACCGGGCAGGUAGUUUUUAUUGAGAGCUCCGAAAAACAUCGUGUCGUGUGAGAAAAGACGUAAUAUUUCAGAAGGUGGGAUAGAACUUACUGAAUAUUGAUUAGUUGUGACGGGUUAAUAAGUUAUCGUGUUGCUAAGUACUGUGUAUAGACUUAGUGCAAGAUGAGUGACACUUCAAGUGAGGAUGAUAAUGAACAAUCUGGACUUUAUGUGUGUGCUCCAACAAAAAAACGGAAGAUCGAGAAAACUGUUGACAAGCUUGUGGCGAAAAAAGUGAGUAAAAUUUUGAGUCAACGUAAUUUCAUACAGAGCACUGAUUCAAAAUACACCGGGAAAGCAGAUUUGAUACCAGAGUUUGAUCCAGAAAAAUCAGAAUUCACUGCCAUAAAUUGGUUACAUAAGAUUGAACAAAUUGGAAUGAUUAAUAGUUGGAGCGAUGAACAAAAAUCAUUAUGCAUGCAGUCUCGCCUUACAGGAUUGGCAAAAGUUUGGUAUAACGGGCUAACAGACUACAACUUGAAUUGGGACGAGUGGAAAUUGGCCAUUUCACGUGCCUUCCCUGCACAUACAGACUACGUCAACUUGCUAAAAAAAAUGUUGGCGCGAAGUAAGAGUAAUGAUGAGAGCAUGAUGCAUUAUUUCUAUUCGAAGAACAUGCUGGUAAAAAAAUGUGGACUAGUGGGGACUAAUGCAGUUUCUUGCAUAAUUGAUGGAUUACCCAUACCACUGUAAGCUAACGCCAAAGCGGGGAACUAUGAAUCACCAGACGAGCUGUUCUACGGGUUCCUUAGCAAAGUAGAGAGUUUUCGCGAGUCGCCAGCUAAGAGAAUGGGUACCACAGAAAAUUUUGAUCUUCAACCUAGUACAUCUGGACAAUUGACAUUUAGGUGUAUCUUAUGCAAGAAAGUAGGGCAUAAAGCCCGACAUUGUUUACUUAGAAGAUCGAAUCAGGCGACUAGUAGCAGUACUCCAAGGAGCAGUGAUCAAGGUACCCGUUGUCCUGGUUGCGGAAAGAAGGGGCACACGGAGCAGCUGUGUUGGUCCAGAGUCAAGCCGACAUGUUCGAGUUGCGGUAAAAUGGGACAUAAGGACCAGGACUGUUGGAAAAGACCGAGUUUGACAUCGACCUGCACCACCUGCGGGAAAAGAGGACACCUAGCUGAAAACUGCUGGACUAAGGAACGGGGGGAGCCUAAGGAUGUCAGAAUUUUAGAAUUUUGCAAAGGCAAGUGCACAAUUCUUUCUAUAAUAUAGCCAUGGAAAUUAAUGGUCAACAUUUCAAUGGGUAUAUUGAUACUGGUAGUCAAUUGAAUGUUGCUAAUAUUAGGGUAGCCAAUAAACUCAAUUUAAAAUUGUAUCCGACUGAUAUAAUACUGAGGAAUUUCAGUGGCUCCCACAUAGUGCCAGAAGGAACCAGUCAGGUAGAGAUAUCUAUUGGCAAGAUUUUUAUGACUACGUCUUUGGUAUUUGCAAAUGUUGAAAUGUCCUCAGUUGAUGUUAUUAUUGGACAACCAAUUAUAAAUAGCGAAAAGGUGACUUUGAAUGUUACAGGUGGUCAUAUACAAUUAAAACCAGCUGAAGAUAAUUUGUUAGAAAUGUUUAGUUUCCUAGAUAAUAUAGAAAAAUUGCCUAUUGAAGUUUUCGAACAUGUACAUAUUCCUGCUCUAAGUUCUAAGAGAAUAUUGGUUGCUUUAGAUAAUACCCACGAUAUUGUUAUUAUAAGUGGUCAGCUGUUUACUGGUUCCCAAAAUUGUUCUAUACAAGGUUGUAUUAUUAGUGGACCAGUUCAAACGUUAAAUGUCAUAAAUUGGGGUAAUAAACCUAUAUGUUGGGACAAAGGACAAAUUUUAACAAAGGGGUUCAAGCUAAGUUCCUCGACUAAAUUUCCAGUCAUAGAAGAAGGCAAUGUACUAAGCACUCUAUCGUUACAAAUGGAUAACAUAAUUUGUGGAAAUUUAUCAGAAAAUGAUAGAAAUAAGUUGUAUGAUCUUUUACAUAGCUUCAGCAAAUGUUUUGCAACUGAUACUCUCGAGUUAGGUAAUAGUAAAUCAGUAGAAUUGAAAAUAGAUUUGUUAUCUGACAAACCAAUCAUUCAUAGGCCCUACCGCUUGUCUGAAUUUGAAAGGGGGAUCGUCCGAGAUAAAAUUAGUGACCUCUUGGAAGGAGGUAUUAUUAGAGAAUCAUCAUCUAACUACUCUAGUCCAAUCGUUCUUGUAAAAAAGAAGACCGGAGAUUACCGUUUAUGCGUUGACUAUAGAAAAUUAAAUUCUAUCAUGGUGAAGAAUAAUUAUCCACUACCACACAUAGAAGAUUUGAUAUCCAGGCUACAAAACAAAAAGUAUUUUUGCAGUUUAGAUAUGGCCCAAGGAUAUUAUCAAGUGCCUGUGGCAUCUGAUUCCAUUAAUAAAACUGCCUUAGUAACGCCUGACGGUCACUAUGAAUUUGUAAGAAUGCCUUUUGAGAUCGCUAAUGCUCCCGGCACAUUUCAAAAAAUGGUAAAUAAUGUAUUGGGAAAUUUGAGAUAUGAAACGGUCGCUGUUUAUCUCGACGACAUACUGAUCCCGUCAGACACUGUGGAACAGGGAUUGCAAGUUUUACGACAAGUUCUUGAAUUAUUUGCCAAAGCCAAUUUAAAAUUGAAUAUAGAUAAGUGCUCAUUUUUCCAGACACAAAUAGAUUUCCUUGGAUAUGAGAUUUCGGAACUAGGAAUAAGACCUGGUGAUCGAAAAGUUAGAGCAGUAGCAGACUUCAAAGAUCCAACAAAUAUACAUGAGCUACGGCAGUUUUUGGGACUCAGUUCCUAUUUCCGUAAGUUUAUAAAAGAUCAUGCAAAAAUUGUCGCUCCACUUACAACAUUGUUACGAAAAAAUGUGCCGUGGUCUUGGGAAAGUGAGCACAAACAAGCUGUUAGUAAAAUUAAGGAUAUACUUAUAAAUAAACCUAUUCUCAAAAUUUAUGACCCUGAAGCAAAGACUGAACUACAUACAGACGCAUGUAGCAAGGGCAUUGGAAGUAUGCUCCUACAGUAUGAGGGAGCUACGUUAAAACCGGUAUAUUACUUUAGCCGAUCAACAUCUCGUGAUGAAAAAUUAUAUCAUUCAUACGAGUUAGAGACCUUAGCUGUUGUUGAGUCAAUCAAAAGAUUUAGGGUCUAUUUGACAGGGAUACAUUUUAAAAUAGUCACAGAUUGUAGUGCAGUUAGGGGUACUUUUGAGAAAAAAGAUUUGCUACCUAGGGUUGCACGAUGGUGGUUGAGUAUCCAAGAUUUCGAUUUCGAAAUAGAACACCGUCCGGGUGAUAAAAUGAAACAUGUGGAUGCUCUAAGUAGAAAUCCAGUGGGCGAUGUACUUAUUAUGGACGCGUCUGAUUGGGUUUUAGCAUUACAACAGCAAGAUGAAAGUAUACGGAUAAUAAAAGAAAAGUUAGCCGCAGCAAAUGACAAGGACAUUUUAAAUAACUAUAAAAUAAGGGAUCAUAAAUUGUAUCGUAAGACGUUGGAUGGUAAGCUUAAGCUGGUUGUUCCAAAGUCUGCGCGAUUUAACAUAUUGCGGAAAUAUCAUGAUGAUAUCGGCCAUGUAGGACUAAAACGAUGCGAGGCAAUCAUCAAGGACAAAUUUUGGUUCAAAAAUAUGACUAGAUUUAUAAAAAAAUACGUAACUGCGUGCCUAGAUUGUCAGUAUAAAAGGGGACAAUAUGGAAAACAACAAGGACAACUCUUUCCCAUAAGUAAGCCGUGCGAACCGCUUCAUACAUGGCAUAUUGACCAUUUAGGCCCAUUUGUUAAAAGUGAUAGGAGAAAUUCAUAUAUUCUCAUGAUAAUUGAUUCAUUCGCUAAAUUUGUAUUUGCUAGACCGACAAAAACUACAAAGGCUAAAGAGGUUAAUGAACAUUUAGACGAUUUAUUUAGUAUGUUCUGGACUCCCAAAAGAAUAAUUUCAGAUCGUGGAAAAGCUUUCACUAGUAAAGCGUUCAAAUUAUUUUUAAGCCAGUAUCAAGUUAAACAUAUUUUAAACGCUAUAGCAUGUCCAAGAGCAAAUGGGCAAAUCGAAAGGUAUAAUCGAACAAUAUUAAACGGGAUAAAUACGUCUAUAGAAAAUGAAAGUGAUUGGCAGAGAGCUCUUCCUAAAGUUUUAUGGGGUAUUAAUAAUACAGUGAACGAUACUACCGGGUAUGCGCCACACCUUUUAAUGUUUGGUUAUGAAAAAAACCGUCAUGCUGAUCUGGGAGAUAAUGAGUUUGAGGUCCCGCCCGAUGCUAAGCGAAAGGCAAAAGACAGGAUGGACAUACAGGCAAAUAAAAUGAAAAAACGUUUCGAUGAAAAGCACACGCCUACAAAGUCAUACAAUAAGGGUGAUCUUGUAUUAUGGUCAGGGGCGAAUACAAAUCAAAAAGAAGUUAGUAGGAAAGUAGGUUAUCAAAAGUUUGGUGGGCCUUAUAAAAUCAAGAAGGUUUUGGGAAAUGAUAGAUAUGAAAUAACAUCUUUGGACGGCUUGAAGGGGUAUAAGAGAUUUAGAGCUAUAGUAGCUGCGGAUAGCUUGAGAGAAUGGAAAGGUGGUGUCGUUGAUAUUACAGAAAGUGAAAGCGAGGUCAAUAGUACAGAUGAGCUGAUUGAUUUGUUAGAAGGUUAGUCUGUAAGGUAUAGAUAUAUUUAUAUGUCCUCUAAUUAUCAUGUAAUAAAACUGGUUACUGGAGUUGCAGUGUUAUUGUGAAUCAGUGGUAGUGUGGUAACCGAGAUCACACUAGAUGAAAGGUAGCAUACAUAACUAUAUGUGUGGUAACACAGUUCACACUAUCGAAGAUAGCAUGAGUGUGGUAACAAAGUUCACACCAAUCUGAUAGAUUUAAUAAGUGUGGUAACUAAGAUCACACUGUGAAAAAAAAAUACACAUGAAGUGUGGUAACUAAGCUCACACAUUAAUACAGGUAUAUAAGUGUGGUAACUAAGAUCACACUGUGAAAAAAAUACACAUGAAGUGUGGUAACUAAGCUCACACAUUAAUAAAGGUAUAUACCUAAGUGUGGUAACUAAGAUCACACUGAAAAAAAAAAUUAUGAAGUGUGGUAACUAAAGUCACACUGGCUGUGAGUGAACAAUGCUACAAAUUCAUCCACCCUGUAAUAGAUUUUGUAGUAAAAUGGUACUGUAUUUUGUUUCUUUCCUAGGGCUACAAAUGACAAUCAUGGGUACUAUACCACUGGCGAGGACACCAGAGGGUCAGGAAGGCCGAUUGUUACGAAAAAUAAUACAUCGGGUCCAAGGACGGCAACGUCGGAAGACUAGAUAAUAUACAUAUACACAAACUUGUAUGGAGGUGUAACUGCGGGCACCAGUCAAGACGUUGAUAUAUCAUUGACCGAUGAAGAGAAUCAAAUACCUUUUUGUGAUGAUAAAGAAUUAAUGGCUAAAUUACGAAAGAAAUUACUACUUCAACAAAUCAACACUGCCGCAGCUCAAGAAAAAGCUGCUAUAGCUCAAGAAAAGGCCGCUCUAGCUGUCGAAAGGGCCGCAGGAGCUGUAGAGCAAUUCGUAGAAGAUUACUUUGCACGACAACAGGCGAGCUUUUGAAUUCAUUUGGAUUCAAAAAUACCUACUGAUUAAUAUGUUUUUUUUUGUUAAAAG